Molecule: messenger RNA, 2136 nt
Organism: Eufriesea mexicana
Lineage: Eukaryota; Metazoa; Arthropoda; Insecta; Hymenoptera; Apidae
Exons: 5
Coding region: 1-2136 (711 amino acids)
Cellular component (GO): membrane
Source: RefSeq, a predicted model, not a curated record
AUGGGCCUGGUAAAUGCCGUUUACAGCUGGUCCUCCGUGAAAGCACUCUACUUUACCGUUUUCUCCAUGAAUCUGGCCGGCCUGCUGGCCCUCGCCUUAGCUAUUUUAUGGGCCGUACGAUUCGAAAGAGGCUUCGGUGAUUACCUGAACCUCGUCACUCCAGGUGACGGUCACGUAUGGACCGCGGUGAUAGUCUCGGCUGUGGUGUGCUGUUCCCCUGCCUACAUCCUGGGAGUAAAGUGCUGGCUGUGCCUGAAGCUAGAACCAGCCAGGAGCAACCUAGAGGAUCAGCGCGAAGUUGACGAUAGCUUGGAUCCUCACGACGUUAAUCGUCUUCUGUUCUUCCACGUGGUUGCCUGUCUGCUAUCAGGCUUCUUGGUGGCAGUCUUGAACGCGACUUAUUUGAUUCUCUUAAGCGGAUUUCAGCAGAAAAGUCGUGACGGCUUGAUGGAGGCUAUCGAGAAGUAUGGCAGCGAUGUCACCGCGAAGGCUAGGGUGGACGCUGUUCAGACGGAACUCGAGUGUUGCGGGGAUGAUAGUUACGAAGAUUGGUUUCGAGUUCCUUGGCUGAAGCUCUCGAUACAGGGGCCGGAGGACGUGGAGAACGGUCCUCGACUGGAAGAGCAAUCGGUGGUAGAAGAGCGAGAGGAAGAAACCACUGCGCCUGUAGAUGUACCCUUUUCCUGUUGCUCCAAUGACAUCCCUAAACCUUGCGUCCAUCACGACAUUCUGAGUCCCAGUGCAGUGUACAAUUACAAUCCAAAGUAUCUGACCAUCGCUACCAGAGGUUGCAGGUCGAGGAUCAUAGAGCGGGGAGAAGUUAUCAGAACGUUCUUGGCAGGGUACCUUGCUCUCCUAUCCCUGUACCAGGUGAUCCUGUCGUUUAUGUCUCGAUUACUGCAAACUGCCUACAGCAACGAACUGUGCAUAGGACCGCAAAAGAGUCGUUAUCGUGUCUGGAUAUUCUUCAAGCCGAGAGACUUUGGUGUAAACGAGAAGAGCGAGCAACUGCAUCCGCAGAGGAAACGAUCGAGACGAAAGUUGUCCCGUUUGUUCUCGAAAAGUUUGGACAGUGAGGAAAUAAGUACGCAGCGUCGUCAGAACCGGAAGAGUAAUAUAAAAGUUUUAACGAAGAUUCGCUCGAAGAUCUCCGCGAAAUCGAAAAGCCUACCUGUUAUUAGACCUACUUUCUUUUCAAGUAACUCGCGAGGGAAGAAUAGAAGUGCUCGUCGGAUCGAGGAGAACGUCGACGAUGAAGAGGAAACGCCAGAGGAGGAAAAAGGUCUGCUUUCGAACUGCGUAACAAGGUCCGAGGGUGCCGUGAAGAAAGAUCGCUUAUCAGUUUUCUCGUUGUUACCAACCAAUUCGUCCACGACAAAUCUGCCACCUCCACCUCCGCCACCGCCACCCCCGUUCGUAGUGACCCUUGACAUGGAAAGCGAAGGAGACCAGUUUCUUAAGGACAUCGUGCCUUCGGAAUCUUCCAGAGUGGAAGCAAACGUCGACCGUCUAUUUAACCCGAACGUAAUCCCGAAUCAGAACUCUGGCAGACGCUUAAAGGUGUUGGAAAAGUUUGGCAACCUUUGGGAACGUAACGAUAGGGGUACCCAGCACAGAGAGCGUGGAGGAGCAGACUAUUCUCGCAGCAAUUUAACGUCUAAUUACUCGGAUAAGAGGAUUCGCUCAAAGCUCAGCUCAACGGACGUUUACGACAGAUUUCGUGGUACUCUUCAACACACUCUAGCAAGGAGAGAGGCUGUGCGAGCUCAAAGGGAGUCGAGGAACUUCUGUACUCCCAAAAUUCAGAAGAACCUGGACAGCAAACGGAGCAACAUCCUAGCGAGGAUCCGAUGCAACAACGUUCCACCUUCUUAUCGCUUACUGGCAGACUUCGAGAAGCAUAAUCGAUCAGUAUCUCAAACGCGUCCAAUCUCGUCGUCUGUUCUUCAUCUUCCAUCUGAUCUUCCACCUUCUAUUCCCCUUCCUCCACCUCCUCCUCCUGCUCCUGCUCCUCCUCUUCCACCCUCGCCUCCGUUGAGUCCAUGGACUAGAAAUUCAGUGAGAAAUCGUGGAACAAAGACGUUGCCACGAGAGUGUAGUUGUGGUGGUGGUGGUUGUGAUUGUGGUGAUGGGUAG